AUGUCUAUUCAUAUUAAUGUCCCUCGCGCUGAAAUCGACUCAGCAAUAGAAAAGCUUGUCUCUGAAACCUUUGCUGGUGAUUUUAAGAAGGAUUCCUUCUCAAGACUAAACGCAAUAAUUACUAAUAAAACUAUUGAAAUAGUUUCUACAAUUCUCACUGAAAAGAACCCAAACUUACAGUCCCCUAAAGUAAUUGUUACGGCAACCACGCGCGAGGUUUUGAAUCAAGAAAGUCGAGAUGAAGUCAUUCAAACAAGUGUUGCAGCUAAAAUAUCACCAAAAACUGAUGGUGUUAUUUCUUUUAAUUAUAAACCUCGUCCAGAUAUAGACAUUUUACUUACCGUGAUUUAUAUCACAUCUAUUGAGCAUUAA
Molecule: messenger RNA, 372 nt
Organism: Magnusiomyces paraingens
Lineage: Eukaryota; Fungi; Ascomycota; Dipodascomycetes; Dipodascales; Dipodascaceae
Exons: 2
Coding region: 1-372 (123 amino acids)
Source: RefSeq, a predicted model, not a curated record